AUGGGCGUCGACCUGUUGGAAAAAACAUCGCCUGAUAAAGAUAGCACUAAAGGAAUCAAAAUCAUCGAAGCUCCUGCUUGGCCAUCUGAGGAUGUUGUAAAAGGAUUUUCCGAUGAUGUGGACGCUGGUCGUCUGAUCCAUUGGGGUCCCAUGAUAGCCGCUGCCAUCAUUGCUUUUAUUAGUAGCUCAACUACCCAUUUCCUUUUGAUGUGGUGGCCGGUAACUACAAUAGGAGGCUUCUUGCAUUUUUCUAUUUACCUUUUCUGGAAUUACUUAACUGCUUCUAACAUGAUAAAUGCUUCGAGUAAUGGCCCAGGACGUGUACCAUUAGGUUGGACCCCACCUGAGAAAAGUCAUGAAGAUUUUUUACAAUAUUGCACUCCUUGUAAAGGAUAUAAAGCUCCAAGAUCUCACCAUUGCUCAAAAUGCAAAAGAUGCUCUCUUAAAAUGGACCACCACUGUCCUUGGAUAAACAAUUGCGUCGGGCACCGAAAUCAAGCUUGGUUUGUGAGGUUCCUUGUCGGUGCUAUAGUCGGAUGUAUACACUCUGCUGUAAUUCACUGUAUAUGCUUUUAUCAUGCUAUUCACAUAUCUUAUUAUAUGAAGUACGGUGAUGGCACCGAGCCAGUAAUCGAAAUGAAUAUAUGGGCUGCCGUUGCCUUGAUUGGGUCUUUCGGGUUCUCAUGUGGAGUUUCAAUCGGGCUCUCUGUACUUCUCUACAUGCAAAUCAAAUAUAUACUCAAAAACCGUACUGGAAUAGAGGAAUACAUAGACAGCAAAGCCUUAGCUCGUAGAGAUGAUGAUGACGAUGAUGAGGAGGCUCAAUGGGUAUAUCCAUAUGAUAUCGGAUGGAGAAGAAACUUGUAUGAAGUUUUGAGUACCUUCUCAGGACAUACUCUCGGUAAUGGUAUAUGGUGGCCAGUCGUCGCAAGUUGUGAUCAAUAUACUUUAACUAGUGAGCAACUACGACAAAAAGAGUUGAAACGUAGCAAUGCCAGAAUUGUCCUUAUACAAGAUGAUUUCAAAGGAGGGGUAUUUGGCAGUAUCAAGUUCGGGUUGAAAGUGUUCUGUUGUCAGCCCUGGUCUGAAGAUCCAAGAAUACCGGUGAACAAGUCAGAAAAAUGGAUUGUUACUCGAGGACAAAAGCAUUGGUUAUAUGGACAUAAGAAAGGAUCCGAAAAAACUAAAGGAUAUUUCCCUCGUUGUAUUGCUCAACUCUUGCCAGAAAAGCCAUAUGAAGAUACACCUUCUCCUCAGAGGGAAGUGGAUACCGGUGUGACAGAAGAGGAACCCUCUUCAACCUAA
Molecule: messenger RNA, 1305 nt
Organism: Auanema sp. JU1783
Lineage: Eukaryota; Metazoa; Nematoda; Chromadorea; Rhabditida; Rhabditidae
Source: the annotation of a GenBank genome assembly